Molecule: messenger RNA, 6146 nt
Organism: Esox lucius (northern pike)
Lineage: Eukaryota; Metazoa; Chordata; Actinopteri; Esociformes; Esocidae
Gene: nrap
Product: nebulin-related anchoring protein
Exons: 42
Coding region: 157-5535 (1792 amino acids)
Biological process (GO): cardiac muscle thin filament assembly
Cellular component (GO): Z disc
Molecular function (GO): actin filament binding
Source: RefSeq, a predicted model, not a curated record
UUCUACUAGGAACUGCCUAGGAGAUACUGCCUCGUUUCAGAGCUGCCAGGGAUUUUCUUUCGCUCUCUUUGCGGUACAACCUUCACUUCACUGUAUAUUAAGCUACCAUUUUGUUCUUAUUUCUGAGUCUUUUGGUUAACGGGAAAGGUUACAAAGAUGCAGUCCUGUGCCCGAUGUGGGUUUGUGGUGUAUCCUGCCGAGAAGAUCAAUUGCAUUGAUCAGAAUUGGCACAAAGCGUGUUUUCACUGUGAUGUUUGUAAGAUGGUCCUGACGGCCAAGAACUUUGUCAGCCACAAGAAGCGGCCAUACUGCUCUGUACACAAUCCAAGGAACAAUAUGUUCACUAGUGUCUAUGAAACCCCCAUCAAUACCAACGCCAAGAAGCAAGCAAUGGCCAGAAAUGAGGCGGAGUUUAUGGAGCAGACCUACUCAUAUUCAGGCACUGUCACCAACCAGGAGAUUGUGAGAGUGUCACAGGCCCAAAAGAUCAUUAGUGAUGUGGAGUACAAAAAGGGACAUGAAGCUAGAGUGACACAAUUUACCACUGUGGCUGAUACCCCAGAGAUUCUACAUGCCAAGACUGGAGGCUCCCUUGCAAGUGAUUCCAAGUACACCGAGGAAUAUGUGCAGUUGAAAGGAAAGGGCAGCUUCCCUGCCAUGAUCACACCAGAAUACCAGAUUGCCAAAAAAGCCAAUACCCUGGCCAGUAGCGUGGAAUACAAAAAAGGACACCAGGAUAGAGUGUCAAAGUAUACCUCAAUUGCCGAAACCCCUGAAGUGCUUCUGGCCAAAUGCCAAGGACAACUCAGCAGUGAUUAUGCCUACACUGAAGUGUAUGAACAGCAGAGGGGUAAAGGCAGUUUUCCCGCCCAUCUCACCCCUGGAUACCAAGUGUCAAAGAAAGCCACAGAAAUGUCCAGUGCUGUUAAGUACCGUCAGAUGUAUGAGCAGGAGAUGAAGGGAAAGGCCACCUCAGAGGCUGGAGCAGCAGAAUUUGCAUUUGCUAAAGAAAAUGCUGGGAACUUCAGUCAGAUUGCCUACACUGAAGAUUAUGAGCAGCAGAGAGGGAAGGGCAGUUUCCCAGCCAUGAUCACUCCUGCUUACCAGCUUGCCAAAAAAGCACAGGCCCAUGCCAGUGAUCUGAAAUACAAAAAGGACUUGAAUAAGAUGAAGGGUCCAUCCCACUUCCACAGCUUGACCAGUGAGGACAACCUAGCACUGAAAAGUGCCCGCAAAAUCAACAAGAUAGUCAGUGAAGUUGAGUACAAAAAGGACCUUGAGAACACUAAAGGCCACAGCAUCAACUAUUGUGAUACACCUCAGUACAAGAAUGCAUCCAAGGCUGCUAUGUUCACCAGCGAUACCAAAUACAAGGAAAAGUAUACCAACCACAUGAAGGGGCAUUAUGAAGGCUCCGGGAUGGACAAGAAUACCAUGCACGCUAUGAAAGUCAGAAAACUGGCAAGCAAUAUUGCCUAUAAGCAGGAGUUUGAACAAGAUAAAACUGACCAUGGGGAAUACAACUACCCAGCAACAAUUACACCAGGCUACCAGAGCCAAAGGAAACUGGAUCCACUCAAGGAUAAGAACUACAAACAGCACAUUGACCAAGUCAAGUACAACUUAGUGACAGACACACCUGACAUCGUCCAAGCUAGGAUAAAUGCUCAGCAACUCAGCAAUGUGAACUACAGACAACACAUUGACCAAGUAAAGUACAGCUCUGUGACAGAUACCCCCCAAAUUAUCCAAGCUAAGAUCAACGCUCAACAACUCAGCAAUAUCAAAUAUAAGGAGGAUUGGGAGAAGACCAAGUCAAAAGCAUGUGAUAUCGGUGUAGAUACGCUGACCAUCAAAGCUGCCAAAGCAUCUCGGGACCUGGCCAGUGAUAUUAAAUACAAAGAGUCAUUCAUGAAGAAUAAAGAUAAGGCGGUGAAUGUCACUGACUCCAAGACGCUGCACUCUAUUCAGGCAUCCAAGAUGAACAGUGAGAUUGAGUACAAAAAGAACUCCAAGGAGAAUCAGUCCCAGUUUAGCUUGUCCAUGGACAUGGUAAAUCUGAGCCAUGCUAAAAAAGCUCAAGCCCUUGCAAGUGACCUGGACUACAGGACGAAGCUACAUGACUACACCAUCCUUAGCGAUGACAUCAAAGUACAGCAGGCCAAGAAGGCCUACAAUCUCCAAAGUGAGAAUCAAUACCGUUCAGAUCUAAACUGGAUGAAGGGAGUUGGCUGGGAGGCAGAUGGAUGUCUCAAUGUGACCCAGGCAAAGAAGGCUGGAGAGCUUCUGAGUGAUAAAAAGUACCGUCAGAAAGUGGACAGCCUCAAGUUCACCCAGGUGGCCGACAAUCCCUCCAUCAAACAAGCCAAGAAAAACCAGGAGCUACAAAGCAAGCUAAUUUAUAAGGCUGGAAAUGAGCUACUGAUGCAUCAGUACACCAUGGAUAAAGAUGAGCCUCUCUUCAAGCAGGCCAAAGCCAAUGCAGACCUCCUAAGUGGGAAGGCAUAUAAAAGUAGCUGGGAGAAACAGCGAGAGAAGGGCUUUGAGUUGCGCUUGGACUCCCUGUCCAUUCUCACAGCCAAGGCUAAAAGAGACCUGGCCAGUAGUGUGAAAUACAAGGAGAAGUAUGAACAGAACAAAGGGAAAAUGAUCGGGGUGAAGACGGUCUCUGAUGACUCUCAGAUGGCUCACUCUGCUCUGGCCACUCGGCUGCAGAGUGAUCGUAAUUACAGAAAGGAAUAUGAAGAUACGAAGACAAAGCACAGUGCCUCUCUGGACAUGUUGACCCUGACCCAUGCAAAGAAAGCCCAGGAUCUGGCAACUGAAACCAACUACCGUACAUUCCUUCACAAGUACACAACUUUGCCUGGUGACAUGAAGGUGGCCUGGGCCAAGAAGGCCUAUGGACUAUUAAGUGAUAAACAGUACAGGUCGGAUCUGAACUGGAUGAAGGGCGUGGGCUGGGUGACAACAGAUUCCCUGGAUGUAAUACAGGCCAAGAAGGCUGGAGAGCUGAUUAGUGAGAAAAAGUAUCGUCAACAUGUCAGCGAUCUGAGGUUCACCAGUGUGGAGGACACUCCUGAGAUGGUCCAGGCAAAACUCAGCAACAAACUGGCUCUAGACAGGCUGUACAAGGAAAAAGGAGAACGUGCGAAGCACAACUACACACUCUCCGGAGAGCUGCCUGAACAUUUGCAAGCCAAGCUCAAUGCCAUGAACAUCAGUGAUAGCCAUUAUAAGGAAUCAUGGACAAAGAUCCGAGAUGGCGGCUACAAGCUUUGUUUAGAUGCCAUUCCCUUCCAAUCAGCAAAAGCAUCAGGGAACAUUCUUAGUGACCAAAAUUACAAGAAGCAGUUUGAGAAGACCAAGGGGCAUAUGAUCGGAGUGAAGGGCCUGGAGGAUGACAUGAACAUGUCUCAUUCUGUGAAUGCCAGCAAACUGCAAAGUGAUCUCAAGUAUAAGCAGGACUCUGUAAAUACGCGUUCUGAAUACCAUGUGUCUAUGGACAUGUUGGAGGUGGCUCAUGCUAAAAAAGCCCAGGCCCUAGCCAGUGACCAGGACUACCGCCUUAUACUUCACCAGUACACUUCCCUUCCUGAUGACAUGAAUGUGCAGACUGCUAAGAGAGCCUACCAGCUACAAAGCGAGAAAGUGUACCGCUCUGACUUGAACUACCUGCGUGGUGUUGCCUGGAUCGGCACUGGAGCCAUUGAGUUGGAGGGUUUCAAGAGGGCCACAGAACUUAUCAGUGAGAAAAAGUACCGUCAGCAGCCCCAAUCUUUCAAGUACACAUCUGUUCCAGACUCAACAGACAUUGUCCAUGCCAAACUCUGCAAUAAGCUUACCAACGAGCGUCUGUACAAGGUGAAAGGGUUGAAUGAAAGGCAUAGCUACACCAUGACACUGGAGAGACCAGAAAUUACUCAGGCUAAAAUCAACGCAGCUAACUUCAGCGAGAUCAAGUAUAGAGAGUCUUGGAACACUCUACGGGGUCAGGGCUACAAACUUACCAUGCAGGACAUCCCCUUCCAAGCUGCCAAGACCUCAAUGGACUUAGCAAGUGAUGUCCAGUAUAAACACAACCACUUGCUAGAUAAGGGCAAGCACAUUGGAGCCCGCAGCAUCCUGGAUGACCCCCGCAUGCUACACUGCAUGCAGAUGGGUCGGCUGACAAGCGAGCAGGUGUACCGAAAAGAUGCACUUUCUGGCAGCAGCAAGUACCACCUUUGCCCAGAUAUGAUUAACUUAGUUACAGCCAAGAAUGCCCAGGCUCUGGCCAGUGAUCAAGACUACAAGAAGAGGCUUCAUGAGUACACUGUACUACCUGAUGAUAUGAAAGUCCAAUGGGCCAAGAAGGCCUACAACCUGCAGAGUGAGAAACUAUACAAGUCAGAUCUGAACUUCAUGAAGGGUGUGGCCUGGGAUAGUUUUGGGGCACCUCAAAUGGAGUCAGCAAAGAAAGCUGGAGAGCUCAUCAGUGAUAAAAAAUAUCGUCAGCUGCCAGACAGUCUGAAGUUUACGCAAGUGGUAGACUCUCCUGACAUUGUCCAUGCAAAGAACAGCUACUUACAGUGCAGUGAGAGGCUGUAUAAGUCUGGAGACUUGGACGCCAUGCACAAAUAUACCUUACAUGCAGACGACCCUGACUUCAUCAGAGCAAGGAUCAAUGCCCAACAAAUUAGUGAUAAAGUCUAUAAAGCAGCUGGGGAUGAGAUGAGAUCAGCUGGGUAUGACCUGAGACUGGAUGCUAUCCCCUUCCAGACCGCCAAAGCUUCCAGAAAUAAUGCCAGUGAUUUCCGCUACAAACAGGCCUUUGUGAAGGAGAAGGGCCAGCAGGUGGGACUACUCAGUGUCGAGGAUGACCCCAAGAUGGUUCACUCUCUGGCGGCCAGCAAGCUUCAGAGCAACAUUGGGUACAAGAGGCAGGCUCAAGAGACGCGCUCCCAGUUUAAGAUGCAUGCAGAUCAGCCUGAGUUUCAACAAGCCAAAAAGAGCCAAGCCCUAGCCAGCAACCAGACCUAUCGCCAGAGGCUUCAUGACUACACCUGUGACCUCCAGCAACUCAACGUCCAACACGCAAAACAGGCCUACAAGUUGCAGAGUGAUGUGAACUACAAGUCAGACCUGAAUUGGAUCAGGGGUGUGGGCUGGACCCCACCUGGUUCCCAUAAGGUGGAGAUGGCCAGGCGCGCUGCAGAACUGGGUAUGGGGAAAGGAGUGAGCACUGAGGAGGCCAUUGCCCAGUACCAAAAUAUGAUGAUGCUCCAGCACCAGAUGGAGGAGCAGCAGCAGGUGUCAGAGCAUUUGGAGAAUAGAGAAGAAUUCCAGCAGUCGGGAGUCAAUCUAGAUGCCAUGGAGAUCCUCCAAGUCAAGAGGAAAAAGACCAUCCAAACAGUUAAAUCUACCACCACAACCACCACUUCCUCCUCCAUGAAUAAAAGUGUCAAUAAGUCAAUGAUGGCUUCUAGCUCGGCUUCAGCUGUAGAGAAAACAGGCCAAAUGUCAAGUCAAGCACCGGCCAUAGAAAAUGCAUAAACAACGUUGAGAGAAGAUAAUAAAUGAAGGUUGCCCCUAACUAUUGGUUGAAGUGAGGGAUUGGACGAAUAUCUGAUCCUAGGUAUGUUAAGGGCAACUUCUAGCCAAAGAGACAAUUAGAAAAUGUUUUGAGAAAGCUUUGCAUGUAAAAUCAGAAAGGCAGUUGAAAUGUGCAAUGAAUGGUUUAAAUUAAAGGGAACGUAUGUAUCUAUAAGGACUUCACAAAACAUUAAUAAUAACCCAUGCACACAAUUCAAAAGUAGUAUAUGAGAAUGUCAUCAAUGUUUUUCAACAUAGGCAAGUUGAUAUUUUUGCAAUGUUAUGACAAUGAUCAUAAUUAUGGCAAAUGCACUUCAUGUAGUAAUUCUAUGUUAUGUUAUACUGCUUAUGAAUGUGUAAUGAUACACUUUCUUAGGUUCCCUUCAAAUUAAGUGUUAACAGCGGAAGAAGGAAAUGUAACGUUUGGUUUUUGCUUUGUGUAUGAAACUAGGGGUUUGCUUAAAUAUGUCAUUAUAUCCAUAAAUUGACAGUUGAUGGAUUUUAUUAUACCUGUAAUCUGUAAGAUUUGUAGGACAAUUGUUUCUAUGCAACCAAUAAAUCUGUUGAUCAAG